Molecule: messenger RNA, 1830 nt
Organism: Zea mays
Lineage: Eukaryota; Viridiplantae; Streptophyta; Magnoliopsida; Poales; Poaceae
Product: 3-ketoacyl-CoA synthase
Biological process (GO): fatty acid biosynthetic process
Cellular component (GO): membrane
Molecular function (GO): acyltransferase activity, transferring groups other than amino-acyl groups
Source: RefSeq, marked validated
CACUAGCCCAAGUCGCCCUAAACCUAGCCCGGGCACCCGCCAGACCAGCCAGCCCAACAACGCAAAACGCGACGCGGCCACCGCCUUGUCCAUGGGCUCCUCGGCGCAGCUCAGGCGGCUGAAGCCUCUGUACCAGCUGGUGGUGAACAACAUCCUGACCAUCGUGGCCGUGCCGCUCGCCGCCGCGGUCCUGCUCAAGGCGGCGGAGCUGGGGCCCGAGGAGAUCCUGGCCCGGGCCCGCGCGCUCCGGCCGGCGCACAUGCUCCUGGCGGGGUUCCUGCCGGCCGUGGCGACGGUUCUGUACCUGACGCUCCGGCCGCGCGCGGUGUACCUGGUGGACUACGCGUGCUUCCGCACCAACCCCAACUGCCGCGUCCCGUUCGCGACGUUCCUGGAGCACUCCCGCGUGUGGCCGGGCUUCGACGAGCGCAGCGUCCGGUUCAUGACGCGCCUGCUGGAGCGGUCGGGGCUGGGGGAGGAGACGUGCCUGCCGUACGCGCAGCACUACAUCCCGCCGUCGCGCGACCUGGAGUCCUCCCGCGCCGAGGCCGAGCUCGUCAUCUUCUCGGCCAUCGACGACCUGCUCGCCAAGACGGGCGUGUCCCCGCAGGACAUCGACAUCCUGGUGGUGAACUGCAGCCUGUUCGCGCCGACGCCGUCGUUCGCGGACAUGGUCAUGCGCCGGUACGGGCUCCGCGGGGACGUGCGCAGCGUGCACCUCGCCGGGAUGGGCUGCAGCGCGGGGCUCAUCUCCGUGGAGCUGGCCCGGAACCUGCUGCAGGUGGCGCCGCGGGGCGCGCGCGCGCUGGUGGUGUCCACGGAGACCAUCACGCCCAACUACUACAUGGGCAAGGAGCGCGCGAUGCUGCUCCCCAACUGCCUGUUCCGCAUGGGCGGCGCCGCGGCGCUGCUGUCCACCGACGGCGCCGGCGCGCGGUUCCGGCUGGCGCGCGUGGUGCGCACGCUGCGCGGCGCCUCGGACGCCGCGUACCGCUGCGUGUACCAGGAGGAGGACGAGCGCGGCAACGUGGGCAUCAACCUGUCCAAGGACCUGAUGAGCAUCGCGGGCGACGCGCUGAAGGCGAACAUCACGGCGAUGGGGCCCCUGGUGCUGCCGGCGUCGGAGCAGCUGCUGUUCGCGCUGUCCUUCAUCGCGCGCAAGGUGCUGAACGACCGGGUGAAGCCCUACAUCCCGGACUUCCGCACGGCGUUCGAGCACUUCUGCAUCCACGCGGGCGGGCGCGCCGUGAUCGACGAGCUCCAGCGAAGCCUGACGCUGUCGGACGAGCAGGUGGAGGCGUCGCGGAUGACGCUGCACCGGUUCGGCAACACCUCCAGCAGCUCCCUCUGGUACGAGCUCGCCUACAUCGAGGCCAAGGGCCGCAUGCGCAGGGGCGACCGCGUCUGGAUGAUCGGAUUCGGCUCCGGCUUCAAGUGCAACAGCGCCGCCUGGGAGUGCAUCCGCCCCGCCGCCAACGCCGACGACGGGCCGUGGGCCAACUGCAUCCACCGCUACCCCGUCCACAUUCCCGACGUGCUCAAGCACUGACCCGACUACAAGCCUGCGUACCGUACCGUACGUACGUCCACAUUCCCGACGUGCUCCAGCGGCUCCCGUACAUGUGCGCCCGGGGAACGGGUGUGUUGUGGUCCGGAGCGUUGUAUACACGUACACUCGUUUCGUCUUGUGUCCAGAUUUCUUUAUCUAUCAUGUAAUAUGUUUUUCCCAUUUCUUUAAAAUCCAUGUACACUUUCUAUGUAAUACAGCUACAAGUCUCACGUACCGGUUAAAACGGUUUUCAAGUUUUUAAUAAAUAUUAUUCAUAUUUA